UAUCAGCGAUUUUCUAUUGCAGCCAAAGCACAUUUUAAACAGGUGUGUUCAGUUCACCGAUAAUCGUUUUUAUCUGUUUGCUUAAAUUAAUAAUCCAUGUCGCGAGUUAGCCAUCCAUUCUUAUAUAUUUGGUCUAAUGCACAAAUGACAAACCAGGUGUCUCCUGUUGAGGAGCAGGAAAAGCUUCUGGAUGAGGCUUUGAAUUUGGUCAAAGCACAGGCUUUUCAAAUGAAAAGAUGCCUAGACAAGUCGAAGUUGAUGGAUGCUCUGAAGCAUGCAUCUACCAUGCUUGGAGAGUUAAGGACAUCUCUGUUGUCACCAAAGAGUUAUUAUGAGCUCUACAUGGCAAUCACAGACGAGCUCCGUCACCUCGAACUGUAUCUUCUAGAAGAAUUCCAGAAGGGACGCAAGGUUGCCGACUUAUACGAGCUAGUUCAGUAUGCUGGCAACAUUGUGCCUAGACUGUAUCUACUGAUAACUGUCGGAUUGGUGUAUAUCAAGACGAGUACUAGCUUGAGAAGGGAUUUGUUAAAGGAUUUGGUGGAGAUGUGCCGCGGAGUUCAGCACCCACUACGUGGUCUGUUCCUGCGCAAUUAUCUGCUUCAGUGCACAAGGAACAUCCUUCCCGAUAUAUCCGAAACACAGAAUGAGAGUGAAGGCACGGUACGGGACGCAAUCGACUUUGUUCUAAUGAACUUCGCCGAAAUGAAUAAGCUUUGGGUGAGGAUGCAACAUCAAGGUCAUUCAAGAGACAAGGAGCGUCGCGAACGAGAGCGCUCCGAACUCCGUAUUCUGGUGGGCACGAAUCUGGUGCGGCUAUCGCAGCUGGAGGCGGUCACGGUGGACGACUACCGGCGGCUCGUGCUGCCCGGCAUACUCGAGCAGGUGGUCAGCUGUCGGGACGCCAUAGCCCAGGAGUAUCUCAUGGAGUGCAUCAUACAGGUCUUCCCAGACGAGUUCCACCUGGCGAAUCUGCAGCCGUUCCUGAAGUCCUGCGCUGAACUGCAGCCCGGUGUUAACAUAAAGAACAUCAUUAUCGCACUCAUCGAGCGAUUGGCUGCGUAUAGUCAGAGAAACGAGGGCAACAUAAACCUCAGUGUUGUGAUGGAGGACGGUAAGGAACAAGAGGUGCAGCUAUUUGAAGUGUUCUCGGACCAAGUGGCUGCCAUCACACAGGCCCGUGUGGAUAUGCCAUCAGAGGAUAUGCUGAGUUUGCAGUUAGCAUUAUUGAAGCUGGCGCAGCGCUGUCACCCCGACAAACUCAGUUACGUGGACAGAGUACUGGCGCAUACGGACAAAAUAUGCGCCGACGAAAAGAGCAACAGCGGCAAGACCCACCUGGAAAGCAACAUGCCGGUCUUCAAAGAGCUGAUGAAGAUACUAAAGCUGCCGGCGGACCACUACAAGAACAUCCUGACUCUGAUCAAGUUGCAGAACUAUGCGCCCCUCAUCAAGCACCUGAACUACAACGGCAGGAUCAUGAUAGCCGUGCACCUGAUAAAUGAUGUAUUGGAAACUGAUACCCUGAUAUCCACGCCCGAAGAUGUCGAGUCCGUGCUGUCGAUGCUGGACGUUCUGGUCAAAGAUCAGCCCGACCAGCCCACCACAGAGCCUGAUGUCGAAGACUUCAUGGAGGAACAGGGGCUGCUUGCCAGACUGAUCCACCACUUCAAAUCGGAUUCAGCCGACCAGCAAUACCUGAUCCUGAGCGCGGCCCGCAAGGCACUUCAAGGCGGGGGAGCGCGUCGCAUCCAACAUACCUUCCCGCCGAUACUCUUCCACGCUUAUCGACUCGCCUUCCUUUAUAAAGACCUUCGGGAUCAGGACGAAAUGUGGGAGAAGAAAUGCCAGAAAAUAUUCCAGUUCUGUCAUCAGACGAUCAGUACGCUCGUCAAGGCGGAGCUAGCUGAGUUGCCCUUAAGAUUAUAUCUCCAAGGCGCUCUGGCAAUAAGCGAGAUCGGCUUCGCGAACCACGAGACAAUAGCGUACGAGUAUCUGUCGCAGGCGUUCUCGCUGUACGAGGACGAGAUAUCGGACAGCAAGGCGCAGCUCGCCGCUAUCACGCUCAUCAUUGCCACCUUCGAGUUUUUAUAUAUAUAUGGUGCAGAGAAUGCGGAACCGAUGCGUACACAAUGCGCGCUGGCUGCCAGCAAACUCCUCAAGAAGCCUGAUCAGAGUCGUGCGGUGGCGUUGUGUGCACAUCUCUUCUGGAAAGGACCUAAGGAUGGGCAGCAGUGGGCGCUGAACGAGCCCGGUCGCGCGCUGGACUGCCUGAAGAAGGCGGCGCGCGUGGCGCAGCAGUGCAUGGACGGCGGCGUGCAGGCGCAGCUGCUGGCCGAGCUGCUCGGCCGCUACGCGCUGCUGCGCCACCGCGGCAACCGCGCCCUCACCGCCGGCCUCAUCGACGCGGUUAUACAGAAAAUCCGAGAAGAGUUAGCCAACCUGGACCAAUCGGAGGAAGUGGAGCAGAUCACCAAGCACUUCCACAACACGCUGCAGCAUCUCAAAAACAGAAUGGAGUGUCCAGACCCUGACGGUCUCGGGUCCGAGGGUCUAGUGCUCUCUUAGAACUGAAUAUUUCAGUGUGGUGUAUUUAUUUCUUUUGACAAAUUAUAGUUAUAUAUUAAAGUUAUUAAAGUCUGACUUUUGGAGUGUUUGCGAUGAGCUUGGAAACCGAUUUCAAAAAAGAUUAAUAUUAUUCUACAAUUUUUUUAUGUAUGUACUCAGAUUGGCGGACGUCUGGGUCUGAGUUUGGCACGGUCUUUUAUUAAUUUAGUCAAGAUUACUUUAACGACCUCUAAAUUUCCCAUAUUUGCAUAGAACUCAUAAGAGGAAAAUGUAAUUUACUAUUACCACACAAGCCAAGUAGACUGUUACAGAGUUCUGUUUACAGUUUUCUUUCCCUAAAUGCGGUUUUUAGUGGAACAAAAUCUUUAAAAUUAUUCCGUUAUCUUUUUUUUUGGCAGCCAAUAUCUGAUUAUUUGGUGAAUUUAAAUUGGAUUUUAGGGUUCAUUCUGUGACAAUAUUUGCAUUAUUUGUCACUUUAAAAUAUUAAUAAUGUUUCUGAUUAUAAUAACUAUGGCUUCAUUUAAUUAUUUUAAAACAUAAUCAUAGAAUAAGUUGCACGUAUAUCUAUCCCAUGAAAUUUUGCAAUUAUAUGUUUAUUUAUUAUUAUUAUUAUUUUUUAACAAAGUAGUGAGAUUGCAACCAUGUUAUUCCAUUUGAAAAAGCUCUUUAGCAAGUGUUGUGGAGUACAGUAAAUAACUGCAUUACUUUAUAUUUUUAUUUAUCCGGUUCUGAAAUGUCAUUUUUUUACGAUUGGUAAUGACAAUUAGCCCCAUAAACUAUUUAUGUAUUUAUGAUAAAUCUCUCGCAAAACUUCACGGAGCCCUGCGGUCUGCGGCGGAGUUUGUGUAAGGCCUAAGAGCAUCUCUAAAAUUAGAUCAUUUUAGAGAAAGCUUUAGAGCAGGGCUCUCCAAACUAGAUAGGAUUUAGGGCCAAUAAAAAUUACUGAAUUCAUUGUGGGACUGCAAAAUAUUUGUAAAAACAAAAUGCAGCUAUAAUAUCCAUUAUUUUGUUAUUGUGUUCCUUUUUCAUUAAUUUAUCUUUUACAAUUCUGUCAAUAUUAACAUAAAUAUUGGUAGUAGCUAGAAAAGAUUUGGCGGGCCGCAUGUGGCCCGCAGGCCAUCGUUUGGUCAGCUCUGGUUUAAAGUAUUGUGACGUUUCAGAAUCAGUCCUAUUAUUUUAAAUUCAAUAAUUUACUAAACACUGGAAUGUCAUUUAUAUAAACACAUUCCGAAGUAUGUAUUGUUAAUCGUUUGAACUGUAAGUCGUGUAAAUAUAUUAUGAUUUGAAAUUAUGUAAUAGCGAUAUUUUAGUUUUAAACAUGUUCUAUGUAUGAUUUUCAAGAAAUCAAUAAAAGCAAUAUAUUUAGUGUUA
This is a messenger RNA of Galleria mellonella (greater wax moth), 3939 nucleotides long. It is a transcript of the gene Vps35, whose product is annotated as vacuolar protein sorting-associated protein 35. The transcript is spliced from 18 exons. Gene Ontology annotation, biological process: retrograde transport, endosome to Golgi; intracellular protein transport. Gene Ontology annotation, cellular component: late endosome; retromer complex; retromer, cargo-selective complex. Bases 97 to 2568 code for a protein of 823 amino acids. The record is from RefSeq and is a predicted model, not a curated record. Lineage: Eukaryota; Metazoa; Arthropoda; Insecta; Lepidoptera; Pyralidae.